Nanorana parkeri is the source of this 4923-nucleotide messenger RNA. It is a transcript of the gene CARMIL3, whose product is annotated as capping protein regulator and myosin 1 linker 3. Gene Ontology annotation, molecular function: protein binding. Gene Ontology annotation, biological process: cell migration; regulation of Arp2/3 complex-mediated actin nucleation. Gene Ontology annotation, cellular component: plasma membrane; lamellipodium. The record is from RefSeq and is a predicted model, not a curated record. Lineage: Eukaryota; Metazoa; Chordata; Amphibia; Anura; Dicroglossidae. The transcript is spliced from 40 exons. Bases 494 to 4477 code for a protein of 1327 amino acids.
AAAUGGCACAGUGUGCCACCCCCAACCCUCGCCACUUCCCUUAUUCUCUCUGCCUCCUUAUAUCUUACACACUCUCCCUCUCCAUCUAUCUUUCUGGCACACCAACACACAUAAGCAGUGCCUCUCUCCAUCUCACACACAUACGCAGUUUCCUGUGUCUCUGCUCUCCUCAUCAACACAUCCAGAGUGACAGACACCAGUCCAGAAACCAGCAAGCCUCUAGCAAAAUAGCCAGAGCAGAGAUGUCAGCACACCCUUAUAGCAUUGGCGACAUGCGCAGCAUAUAGAGGCUUAUGUACAAUGUGCAAUUACAUGCCACUGCUGCAUUCAUGGAAAGAUUGUAAUUCUACAUACACAGAGGGGUAGCUAAAUGUACACAUAUAUACAGAAAUACUAACACACCCACACCUACACACUAUAUUCUGAAUAACAGAUUUGGCUCAUAGGAGCUGCAUGCAGCUGAUGUUAUGACAGAGCAAGAAAUGCAGCAGCCAUGAACCAGCUGUGUAUGGAGCCCUGCAGAGCACUGCAAGACAGCAUUAGACAGCUGCUGAGCCGGGCUGGAGGAGAGUUUCGUCUCCAGAGAGUGCAACUGGAGACCAGACCCAGAAAGCUGGAAGACAGGAUCCUGGUAACAACAUGCUGGAGAUUCUAUAUUUUUUUCAUCAAAUUACCAGCAAAGAUCGAAAGUUCUUUCAGUGUGCUGGAAAUCAGAUCUCUCACAGCAAUCAGUCUUAACCAGAUACUUAUUGAGACAGAGAAGGGGAAUUUCCAGCUGACAUUGAGUGCACAGAAUACAGACCAGCUCAUUAGCGGCAUCCAGGCCACUCUGUCCAAGAUAUUCCCUACUCCAGAUACAGUGUGUCUAGUCAGACGUCAGUAUCCUGAAUCUACGGACAGUUCCGGGAAUUCAUCACCAAAUUCAGACAUAGCAGGGUUGCCAGCAUCAACUGGAAUAUGUGGUGGCUUUUCAGAGACAUACGCUGCUCUUUGUGACUACAAUGGUGUGUGUUGCAGAGAAGAGGUGCAGUGGGAUGUGGACAUGAUUUAUCACUCUCAGGACAGCCGGGAGUUUAACCUGCAAGACUUCAGCCAUCUGGAAAGCAGGGACCUGGCUCUGGUUGUUGCUGCUCUCGCGUACAAUCAGUAUUUUCUCAGGCUCCAGGCCGCAAAUCUCAAACUGGGAUCAGAGGUGACAGAGCAGAUCCUGCACUGCGUGGGCCGAUCGCAGCACCUAGAGGAGCUAAUCCUUGAGGACUGCGGACUGAGAGCUGAUUUUGCUCUCCGCUUGGCCUCUGUUUUGGCAGAUAAUUCAGUCUCCUCAUUGCAUUCACUGAACCUAUCACACAACCCGCUGGAAGACCGAGGAAUCUCAGCACUCUCUCAGCAGUUUCUGUAUUUUCACGCCGGACUUCGGAGCCUAAACCUGAGCAAAACAAACAUUACAUCUAGAGGAGCACUCUCUCUGUGUCAGUCUCUCUGCCAGAAUGCUCUCUUCUCCUCCUCGCUGCACUCUCUGACCCUCAGUAAGAACCCUGGACUUCUCGGGAGUGAGGAGACCAAUGCACUUUAUACUUUUCUGUCCCAUCCAAAUUCGUUGGUUUAUUUGGAUCUCUCAGGAACAGACUGUGCUGUAGACACUAUAUUUGGGGCAUUGGCUCUUGGUUGCUGCUCCUGUCUCUCACAUCUUGAUCUCUCUAAAAACUCUCUAUCACACCGGCGUACUCCGGAGACACUGCCAUCUGUGGAGAAGUUUUUCGGCAGCUCUUUGUCACUAUCCCACAUAUCACUGAGUGGAACCAAAGUGCCCCCAGAGCUCUUGAGAGCCAUGUUGCAGGGUUUAUGUUCCAACACUCACCUCCAAGAAGUUCACCUUGACUUAAGCAGCUGCGAGUUGCGUGCUGCAGGUGCUCAGAUAUUACAGGACCAUUUUCCUCCCAUCAGCAGUGUUGGAAGCCUGAAUAUAUCUGAUAAUGGCUUGGAUUCUCAUUUGCUUUCACUUGUGCCAGCUCUGGGCAGAAGUAGACACCUUAAGAAUCUUUCCCUUGGCAAAAAUUUCUCAGUUAAGUCACGAGUCCUUGAAGAGAUUCUGCAGAGGAUUGUAAAUGUUCUUCAGGAUGAAGACUGUUGCCUCCAGUCUCUGUCUCUCGCAGACUCUCGCCUGAAAUCUCGCACUUGCAUUGUGCUUAAUGCUCUUGGGAGCAAUACAUCUCUUCAAGAGCUGGAUAUCAGUGGUAAUGGAAUGUCAGAUAUUGGAGCGAAGAUGCUAGGAAAAACCUUACAAAUAAAUAGUACUGUACGAUCUGUGCUUUGGGACAGGAAUGCAGUUUCAGCUUCUGGGUUUAUGGAUGUGGCAAGGGCUCUUGAAAAAAAUAAAACACUUCGCUUCAUGUCCUUUCCUGUGGGAGACAUCUGCCAGGCUUACCAGAGACACCCUGAGAGAGCAGAAAGUGCCUGGAGGAAGAUACAUAGUUGUCUCCUUCGAAACUCUCAGACUUUGGCUGUCUCUGAUCAGAGAGCGCUGCGACUUCAACAGGGAGUAGCAAACAGUGCAGAACAGAUGCUACAGACACUAUCAAUGUUGAUACAUGAUCACAUUAAUGCUUUGCGGUCAUGUGACCUGGAAACCGUCCAAGAAGAUAUCAUAUGUGCAAGACAGCUCCUCCGAGAUGCCAAGAACUGUCGGGCUUUAUUACCACGUCUUCUGGAAGCUGGCAGCUGGCUGUCUCCUUCUGGCCCAGCUCAGCGCCUCCUUGAAACAGUCUCAUACGAACUGUCCCGAGCAGUGGAUAGAGAACUGCAGAACAUUGCAGACACCAUGUGGGAGGCUACUCAGGAUCUCUUCCCUGGAGCAGCACGGGAUGCUCAACGAGGAGGAGCAAUGCUGUGCAGACUCAGAGAACAACAUGGACUCAGCCCACCUCAUAUCCGAGAUAUGCUUCGCCAAGUGGGGAGCGACUUACAUAACAAGCUGAGAGCUGCCCAGCUUUCCCUCAUGACUCGUCUUAGUAACUCGGUUUUGGAGCAAGUUCUACAGGAAAUGCAAAGAACACACAGAAAAUUAGCCCGUCAUAGAUCUCAGCUGCAGAGUAUUAUGGAAGAAGAGCAGAGGCUGAUGGGCUAUCUCCCACAGACACCACCAAGGAAUAAGCAGGAAACACACGAAGGAGAGAUGUAUUCUAGUAUUGAUACCAUGGUAAUAAAGAAGCGUCUUCAAGGCAGGAAAAUUCGUCCUGUGUCUGCAUUUAUCAGUGUGAGUGAGCAGGAACUAAGCCCCAAGACACUAGAUUUGGGGUCCCCUGGCUCCCGUGAACUCAAUUCUCCACCUGCGCUCUCCUCAUCCGCUAGCAGUCAGCUCUCUCGCUCUCUAAGCGUGUCACUAGAAGGUCUUUCUGAACUACCCACAGAAGGGAGUAAGCUGCAGCAUCAAACUCGGGACAGGCCGAAGCAACAGUCACGUAGAGCGCCAGGAGGAGGAAAGGUCCGGGGCCCAGCAUCUGAUUCUGAACGUCCUGAUCCUGCCUUAGACGAGGGCCUUGAUGAAUUUUUCCAUCGCACAGUGCUGACUCAGUCAAACAGUAUCUCUUCAGGUCAAGGUGACACAGAUGCACCCCCAAAAAGAAGGCGUCGCAGCCUCUUCCAUUUCCGUAGAAGUCGGACCCCAAAGAGAGAACAAGACAGAGGGAGAACUGCUCCACCCCCCUCCCCGGGUCCAGAAAAAUCAGAUCAUGUGAAAAUUGAAGGAUAUUCAAUAACAAAUGGUACACCCAUCAGCAAUGGAGCUGAAACACAUAGCAUUGGUGGAGUCAGGGGGUUACCUGGCCGAGGAACACCGUCCUGUGAGCAAAGGCUGGAGGAAGUACAACCGGCAAGAGUACGAGGAGUUCCACUCCCAGGGAUGGAUGGUAUCCGGCAAUGGAAGGAGAUAGAGGCACCAGGAAGUACUAACUGUGUACCAGAGGACAGAAGACGCUCUUCUGGGGAUGGGGAGGAGGGUGCUACGUUUGAGGACAGACAGCCUUGUUUUUCCAACGGAGACAGGACCAAUCAGAAGAAUUUAUCAAGAGAAGAGGGGGGUCUUACUGUUUCCUGCCCCCCUUCUGCAGAACUGCGGCCAGUUGCUGCCCCACGGGGUAGGAAAGUGUCUUGUGGGGGGGGGCAAGGUGAUACCGAAUGUCCGGAAGAGGCGAGGAAGGAAAUUCCAGUGCCCAGGCCAAGAAUCAGAGAACCUGUGAAAGAGGCGGCCCCCCCAGCGGGAGAUGGUGCACCACCUGUGCGUAGGCCUCCUCUGAAACCUCAGCGAUCUCGGAGGAUGCAGUCAUGUGAUUCAGCUGAAGCGCCAACUUCUGUGACUGGAACAGGUAUUACACUGCAAACGUAUGAACAGAAAAUGCCUCAGACAGGUGAUGCCUUGCAACGUGGACUACGCCACAUGGCUGAAGCCAAAGAGAGAGAUGUGAAGAGUCUGCCUUCGUAAGCGUGACUCCACCAUCUGGAAAACUUGAAGUGUGACUUAUUGGAUAGCUGCCUGUGAACACACCACACAGAGUGCCCAACCUUAGAAUAGGUUGCAUUGAGAGGCCUAUUACAUAUGACUGUGCAUUUUCAGCACCUAAUAAAACUUUAAACCUUGAGAAAUGGUUGUUUUCUUGCAUACCUAAUAUGUACAAUAAGAUGGUAUAGAGAAAGGAAAGAGUACUUCUUUUAGAUUAAUAGAAGAUGUUUUCCAAGAGUUUGAUAUUGUUUCAGUCAAGCGGUGUCAUAGAUGAGCUUCCCUGCACACUGGUGUGUUACUGCAGUGUCUACAACUGCUCCUAAGCCUAUAAAGUCAUGGGGCUCAUCCACAAUUGCUACGCCUCUUUAUUUAUCUUUAUGACAUAUGUGUUCCAAUGACAUGUACAGAAUAAAGCAGCCUUUUUCUUU